UAACCCAGGCGCUCCUGUUAAAUACUGACAAGCAGGAAUACCGCUCACUCGGGCGCUUCCUACUCUUGUGUGUUUCUGCUCCUGGACAUUCACAUUCGGAAUCUAAGCAGCUUUCGGAUACAGCCAGUCUUCAGUCAUACUAAGACAUCAUGGCGCAGAAGCCUGGCAGCCAGGGUGGAGAGGCUGAUGCAUUUCUCUUUGUGGAUAGAGGCAUGCACAAUCCAUUAGCCCAAGCUGACUGGUCAGCGAAGAAAUUGGUUUGGGUGCCUUCAGAUCGCAAUGGCUUUGAAGCUGCAAGCAUCAAGGAGGAAAAGGGAGAUGAAGUUACUGUUGAAUUGGUGGAAAAUGGAAAGAAAGUUACUGUUAACAAAGAUGACAUCCAGAAGAUGAAUCCCCCAAAGUUUUCCAAAGUAGAGGACAUGGCAGAACUGACUUGCCUCAAUGAAGCAUCGGUGCUGCAUAAUCUGAGGGAGCGGUACUACUCAGGGCUUAUCUACACAUACUCAGGUCUUUUCUGUGUUGUCGUAAACCCAUACAAAAUGCUGCCCAUCUACAGUGAGAAGAUUGUAGAAAUGUACAAAGGGAAGAAGCGACAUGAGAUGCCACCACACAUUUACGCUAUCGCAGACACAGCGUACAGGAGCAUGCUGCAAGAUCGUGAAGACCAGGCAAUUUUGUGCACGGGCGAAUCUGGAGCUGGGAAAACAGAAAACACCAAGAAAGUAAUUCAAUACCUGGCUGUGGUUGCUUCUUCCCACAAGAGCAAGAAAGACGCCAAUGCUAUCCAAGAUCCUGCUUUUGCAUACGGGGAACUUGAAAAGCAACUCCUUCAAGCCAACCCCAUUCUGGAAGCCUUUGGAAAUGCAAAAACAGUAAAAAAUGACAACUCAUCCCGAUUUGGAAAAUUCAUCCGGAUCAAUUUUGAUGUCACUGGCUAUAUUGUUGGAGCAAACAUCGACACUUAUUUGCUUGAAAAAUCACGUGCUAUUCGGCAAGCCCCAGAAGAAAGGACAUUCCAUAUUUUCUAUUACCUUCUUGCUGGAGCUGGAGUUAAAAUGAAGGAGGAUCUGCUUCUGGAAGCGUUCUCCAGCUACAGGUUCUUGUCCAAUGGCCAUGUCCCCAUCCCAGGACAGGACGAUAAAGACUUGUUCGAAGAGACUUCAGAAGCCAUGACUAUUAUGGGAUUUUCAAUUGAAGAACAAACAUCUAUACUGAAGAUUGUUUCAUCUGUGCUGCAGCUGGGUAAUAUUUCUUUCAAAAAGGAGAGAAACACUGACCAAGCCUCAAUGCCAGACAACACAGUUGCACAGAAGGUGUGUCACCUGUUGGGUAUGAACGUGACUGAUUUCACCCGAGCCAUCUUGACUCCCCGGAUCAAAGUUGGACGCGAUUAUGUUCAGAAAGCCCAGACCAAAGAGCAGGCUGACUUUGCUGUGGAAGCUUUAGCCAAAGCAAUGUAUGAACGUCUGUUUCGUUGGUUGCUCAUUCGUAUCAACAAAGCUCUGGACAGGACCAAGAGACAAGGGGCCACGUUCCUCGGAAUUCUUGAUAUUGCUGGCUUUGAGAUAUUUCAGGACAAUUCCUUUGAGCAGCUGUGCAUCAAUUACACCAAUGAGAAGCUACAGCAGUUGUUCAACCACACCAUGUUUAUUCUGGAGCAGGAAGAGUACCAGAGAGAGGGCAUUGAAUGGAACUUCAUUGACUUUGGCUUGGAUCUACAGCCCUGCAUAGAACUGAUUGAAAGGGUGACUAACCCACCAGGUAUUCUGGCUUUGCUCGAUGAAGAAUGUUGGUUCCCCAAGGCCACAGACAAGUCCUUUGUGGAGAAAGUGGUCCAGGAACUGGGCAACCACACAAAAUUUGCCAAACCUAAACAACUAAAGGAUAAAGGAGACUUCUGUAUCGUUCACUAUGCUGGCAAGGUCCCUUACAACGCUGGAAACUGGCUGACGAAGAAUAUGGAUCCAUUAAACGAUAAUGUCGCCUCACUGCUGAACCAGUCAUCUGAUAAAUAUGUAGCGGAACUGUGGCGAGAUGUGGACCGUAUUGUUGGAUUGGACCAAGUAGCUAAGAUGAGUGAAAGUAUCCAGGGCGCCUCAAAAACCAAGAAGGGCAUGUUCCGCACCGUGGGACAGUUAUACAAGGAGCAGCUCGGCAAACUCAUGACAACACUGAGGAACACCAGCCCCAAUUUUGUGCGCUGUAUCAUUCCAAACCAUGAAAAGAGGGCUGGCAAACUUGAUGCGCACCUGGUUCUGGAACAGCUCCGGUGCAAUGGUGUUUUGGAAGGAAUCCGGAUUUGCCGCCAAGGAUUCCCAAAUAGGAUUAUCUUCCAGGAAUUCCGCCAAAGAUAUGAAAUCCUAACUCCAGGUGCCAUUCCAAAAGGGUUCAUGGAUGGAAAACAGGCCUGUGUACUUAUGAUCAAAGCCCUGGAACUAGAUUCUAACCUGUUCAGGAUUGGACAAAGUAAGAUCUUCUUCCGAACUGGUGUGCUGGCUCAUCUGGAAGAGGAGAGAGACCUGAAAAUUACAGAUGUCAUUAUUUCUUUCCAAGCUCGAAGCAGAGGCUACCUGGCCAGAAAGGCCUUUGCCAAACGGCAGCAGCAGCUGACUGCUAUGAAAGUAAUUCAGAGAAAUUGUGCUGCUUACCUCAAACUGCGCAACUGGCAAUGGUGGAGACUAUUCACUAAGGUUAAGCCACUGCUACAAGUCACACGUCAGGAGGAGGAGAUGCAACUGAAAGAUGAUGAGUUGCAGAGAACCAGAGAAAAGCAACAGAAGGCAGAACUUAAUCUUUCAGAACUUGAAAGGAAACACAGUCAGAUAGUGGAGGAAAAGUGUUCCCUGCAGGAGCAGCUGCAGGCUGAGACUGAGUUAUACGCUGAGGCUGAAGAAAUGAGAGUCCGCUUAGAAUCGAAGAAGCAAGAGCUAGAGGAGAUCCUCCAUGAGAUGGAGGCAAGAAUAGAAGAAGAGGAGGAUCGAAACCAGCAGAUGCUAACUGAAAAGAAGAAAAUGCAGACCCAAAUCCUGGACCUGGAGGAACAGCUGGAUGAGGAGGAGGCUGCACGACAGAAGCUGCAACUGGAGAAAGUGACCCUCGAGGCCAAGCUUAAGAAGAUGGAUGACGAUAUCAUAAUCCUGGAAGACCAAAAUAUCAAGUUUGUAAAGGAGAAGAAAAUUCUGGAGGAGAGAAUAGCUGACUUUACCACCAAUCUCGCAGAAGAGGAAGAAAAGGCAAAGAACCUGACAAAACUGAAGAAUAAACAUGAAUCUAUGAUUUCAGAACUAGAAGUGCGGCUUAAGAAGGAAGAGAAGACGAGACAGGAGCUGGAGAAGUUGAAGAGGAAGUUAGAAGGCGAGGGUGCAGACCUCCAUGACCAGCUCGCUGAGCUCCAGCAGCAGAUUGCUGAGCUUAAGAUGCAACUUGCCAAGAAAGAGGAAGAGUUACAGGCAGCUAUGAGCAGGCUUGAUGAAGAAAUUGCACUAAAAAAUAAUGCUUUAAAGAAAAUUCGCGAGUUGGAAGCCUUUAUAUCAGAUCUUCAAGAAGAUUUAGACUCGGAGAAGUCAGCUCGGAACAAGGCUGAGAAACAAAAGAGAGAUCUGGGUGAAGAGCUGGAAGCCCUGAAGUCCGAGCUGGAGGAUACCUUGGACAGCACAGCGACACAGCAAGAGUUGAGAGCCAAGAGAGAACAUGAGGUUUCAGAGAUGAAACGUGCCCUGGAGGAAGAGUCAAGAUCACAUGAGGCUCAAAUUCAUGAAAUGCGACAGAAACAUGGUCAAGCGAUUGAAGAAGUAACAGAACAACUGGAACAAGCAAAACGGGCCAGGGCUAAUCUCGAGAAAAACAAACAGGCUCUUGAAAAGGAGAAUAAUGACCUCUCGAAUGAGGUCCGGUCACUGUCCACAGUUAAAGCUGAGAUAGAACACAAGAAGAAAAAGCUGGAGAACCAGGUUCAGGAGUUCCAGGUUAAAGUGGCUGAUGGAGAACGUGCUCGGGCUGAACUCAACGACAAAGUGCACAAGUUGCAGAAUGAGCUGGACAAUGUUACCUCCAUACUUAAUGAAGCCGAGGGCAAGUCAAUUAAACUUGCAAAGGAUGUGUCGAGUCUUGGUUCACAGCUUCAGGACACACAGGAACUACUCCAGGAAGAGACUCGUCAAAAACUGAACUUGUCCACCCGUCUGCGUCAAUUAGAUGAUGAUAGAAACAACCUUCAAGAACAGCUGGAUGAAGAGGGAGAAGCUAAGAGGAACCUGGAACGUCAGAUAUCCACUUUGACAAUGCAGUUGACCGAUGCCAAGAAGAAAUUACAUGAUGAUGCUUCUGCACUGGAGGGUCUUGAAGAAGGAAAGAAGAAACUUCAGAGGGAAAUUGAAGCAAUUACCCAGAACUUUGAGGAAAAGGCAGCAGCGUAUGACAAGUUGGAGAAGACAAAGAACAGGCUGCAACAGGAGCUUGAUGACCUCCUAGUGGACCUAGAUAAUCAGCGACAACUUGUUUCCAAUUUAGAGAAGAAACAAAAGAAAUUUGAUCAGAUGUUGGCAGAAGAGAAGAAUAUCUCUGCUAAAUAUGCAGAUGAAAGGGACAGGGCAGAGGCUGAAGCUCGUGAAAAGGAGACAAAGGCCCUGGCGUUGACACGGGCUUUAGAUGAGGCUUUGCAAUGUAAAGAGGACCUGGAGCGGGUCAACAAGCAACUGCGAGCGGAGAUGGAAGAUAUUGUGAGCUCUAAGGAUGAUGUUGGAAAGAAUGUGCAUGACCUGGAGAAGUCCAAACGUGCUUUGGAUCAGCAAGUAGAGGAGAUGAAGACCCAGUUGGAGGAGCUCGAAGACGAGCUCCAGGCAACGGAGGAUGCCAAGUUGAGAUUGGAAGUGAAUUUGCAAGCCCUGAAGGCCCAAUUUGAGCGUGAACUACAGGCCCGUGAAGAGCAAAAUGAAGAAAAGCGGAGGCAGCUUGUUAAGCAGGUCCAUGAGCUGGAAAGUGAACUGGAAGACGAACGUAAACAGCGCACAGUGGCAGCUGCUGCCAAGAAGAAAUUGGAGAUUGAUGUAAGUGACCUGGAAGGCCAGGUUGAAGUUGCCAUCAAGGGCCGUGAAGAUGCCAUAAAACAACUCAAAAAACUUCAGGCUCAGAUGAAGGAUUACCAGCGUGAACUCGAGGAUGCUCGGAGCGCCAGAGAAGAGGUUCUGGCUCAGGCUAAAGAGAAUGAGAAGAAAGCCAAGAGUCUGGAGGCUGAUCUGCUGCAAGUCCAGGAGGACUUGGCAGCUGCAGAACGUUCCCGUCGUCACGCUGAGCAGGAGAAGGACGAGUUGGCGGAAGAGUUGGCAGGACAUGUAUCAGGAAAGUCCGCACUUUUGGACGAGAAGCGCCGCCUAGAGACCAGGAUAUCACAAAUGGAGGAAGAGCUGGAAGAGGAACAGGGCAACAUGGAAGGGCUGAAUGACCGUCUGAGGAAAGUUAUACAGCAGUCUGAACAGCUGUCGAACGAACUGGCCACUGAACGCAGUGCAAAUCAGAAGAACGACAGCGCUCGGCAACAGCUCGAGAGGCAGAACAAAGAGUUAAAGGCCAAACUGCAGGAAAUGGAAGGGACAGUCAAAUCCAAGUUCAAGUCAACAAUAACCUCUCUGGAGUCAAAGAUCGGCCAGUUAGAAGAGCAACUGGAGGCAGAAGUAAAGGAGAAGCAAGCAACAACCAAGGCAGCCCGCCGCACAGAGAAAAAACUGAAAGAGAUCCUGAUGCAGGUGGAAGAUGAACGAAGACAUGGGGAGCAGUAUAAAGAGCAGGCUGACAAGAGCAAUGCUCGUGUGAAACAACUCAAGCGGCAGCUGGAAGAGGCCGAGGAGGAAUCGCAGCGAAUCAAUGCGGCGCGGCGCAAACUCCAGCGGGAACUGGAAGAAGCCACUGAGCUGAACGAGACCAUGAACCGCGAAUGUAACACGCUGAAGAACAAACUCAGAGGUGCACAUGAAUCUGCUCAGUGAACGCCCAGGCGUGGAAAUGAUCCGAUGCUGAGUGGAGCACGGAGAUCUGGCAGCAGACGCGGAGUGGUCGAUAACACUUCACUAGAAAACUCUGAUGAAGAUGUUGGAGGACGAGAUGCGGACUUCAAUAGCACAAAAUCUAGUGAAUAAUGACAGUGUAGCAUACCGUGGUAUGGUAUAGAAAGGGGAAAAUUAUACACAAAUGAUUAGUAAAGCUUCAAAAAGGUCACACACUUAUGGUAUUAGCAGGGCACAGUUUUUCCAUUUAUAAAACUAGUCAUUCACAAUUAUUAAAAAAAUAUUUUCACAUGCAUGUGGCCGAAAAUAUUUUAUUUUGCUAAAUAUUUUACAUGUAUCAAAGUUUCAAAUAAUAUUCUAGCAUUUAAAAUACAUUGUAAAAAUGAAAGUUAAAAUAUGUAACCCUAAUGUGCACUGCCUAAUGGGUUAGGAUUUUAAAAUGGUUGUAUUUUGUUGCUAAACCAUAAAUGAAAUAGCAUCAAAAAUAUAAAAAUGCACAUUUCCCUUACUGAAAUUAUUUGGUCCUUUUCAGUAGCACUAUGAUAUCAAAGAUGGAUGGUGCUCUUUGUAUCUUUAUAGGAAGAGCCAAGCACAUUACUGUACUAUUUGCAAUACAUACCUACCAGACCACAGCAAUACUGGUCACAGAAUUCUAUAGAAUUGCUUUGUUCAGCCACUUGAAAUACUGGAUUUAAAAACAAACCAUUGUUUGCAGUAAUAUAUUCGGAACAUGCUAAACUUAGUCUGCGAAGUGUUUCUGAAGCUGUUUACGACUCACUAUCACAAAUAAAGGACUUUAUCACAAA
Carcharodon carcharias (great white shark) is the source of this 6805-nucleotide messenger RNA. Its product is annotated as myosin-11-like. Gene Ontology annotation, molecular function: actin filament binding; ATP binding; cytoskeletal motor activity. The transcript has 43 exons. The record is from RefSeq and is a predicted model, not a curated record. Bases 150 to 5981 code for a protein of 1943 amino acids. Lineage: Eukaryota; Metazoa; Chordata; Chondrichthyes; Lamniformes; Lamnidae. Gene Ontology annotation, cellular component: myosin complex.